Seriola dumerili (greater amberjack) is the source of this 2853-nucleotide messenger RNA. It is a transcript of the gene uprt, whose product is annotated as uracil phosphoribosyltransferase homolog. The transcript has 7 exons. The record is from RefSeq and is a predicted model, not a curated record. Lineage: Eukaryota; Metazoa; Chordata; Actinopteri; Carangiformes; Carangidae. The coding region runs from base 25 to 813 and encodes 262 amino acids.
AACCCCGUUGAUCUCGUAGUCAGGAUGCUGUGCCAUGAUCAGCAUGUGAACGGUGUCAGUGGACAGGAGCACCCGAUGAAGCAAGUACGGUUUGCAAACAACAACAACAACAGCAACAGCAACAGCAGCAGUGUCCCUGUAGUGCUGACCAGCCCUGAACCAAGUGAUCCAACCGCGCAGCCAGUCAACCAGGAUAACCUGGGCCCUCAGCUCAAACUGCUUCCUCUGAACGACCAGAUCCGUGAAUUACAGACUAUAAUCAGAGACAAGACAACCAGCAGGGGAGAUUUUGUGUUUUGUGCUGACCGACUGAUCAGGCUUGUAGUUGAAGAGGGCUUGAAUCAGCUCCCCUACUCAGAGUGCACUGUGACCACGCCAACAGGGUACAAGUAUGAAGGUGUCAAGUUUGAAAGAGGCAACUGUGGAGUCAGCAUUAUGAGAAGUGGUGAGGCCAUGGAGCAGGGUCUCCGCGACUGCUGCCGCUCCAUCCGGAUUGGCAAGAUCCUCAUCCAGAGCGACGAAGAGACACAAAAGGCGAAGGUCUACUACGCCAAGUUCCCCCCAGACGUGUAUAGAAGAAAAGUGCUGCUCAUGUACCCCAUCCUUAGUACAGGGAACACAGUGAUUGAAGCGGUGAGGGUGCUGAUAGAGCACGGAGUGCAGCCCAAACAUAUUAUCCUCCUCAGCCUCUUCUCCACGCCUCACGGAGCCAAAUCUAUAAUCCAGGAGUUCCCAGAUAUCACCAUCUUGACCACAGAGGUUCACCCAGUGGCUCCGACACAUUUUGGACAGAGGUACUUUGGCACUGACUAAACAGAAGACAACGUGAGGAACAUGAUGGGGCAAUCUGUUUUGAGUAUAUUUUGUUGUUUAUUUAAAUGUAUCUCAUGUUCUCCUUGUUGUGCCAAAAUAAAUACUGCAAUAUUAUCUCCAUAGUUCCUAGAAUGAUACAAAAUUAAUAAUCUUAAUUGUAGUAAUGCUUUUUUUCUGCGAAUACAAGAAAACAACACUGAACCACAUAAAGAGUUCAACAUGGAGCAUUUUAUUUUGCAUGUUACAACAACUGAUGAAUCAAUAAAGAAUUUAUAUUUGUUAACAGACAGAACAGCAAAUGAAACAGUGUCAGUUUUUUUGGUGGUUCAGAGGCGUUUGAAAAAGGGAAGCGCCACAAUCACAUACUUCAAAGACAGUUCAAAAGGGACCAUAUAUGCUCUAGCAAUGCUGAACUCCUGUUUCCUGUUUGCAAAAUGGGUAUAAUUUGUCAUCUUCUCAUUUUAUAAAUAUCCUACUAUUUGAUAAAAGCACAUUGCUUCAAUAGUUUAAGUGUCACUUGAUGGAGCAAAAUAAACAGACACCGCCUGCAGCAGUUAUGAAUCAGUAAACUCAAUACACAGGAAAAAAGCUGAACAUUAUAACAAUAAAUAGACACAAGACGACAUGAAACACUCAACAUCCACAUCUUUCCUAAUGUUUUAUACAUGCUUUCAAACACCGAAUCAUACCUAAGAUAAAAACAACACAGUUUCAAUCAAUAAAUGACUUGAUGUAUUUCUCAGAUAUGAGCAGCAUUUGAUUUGGCUUACCCAACUCAUUAGAAAAACAGAUCUGAUGAAGCAAGUUAAAGUGUCAAGAUCAUACAGCAUAGAGGUUUGAUAAAGGCCUAACAUUUUACUCAUGAUGGAUAAAUGGAUAAACUCAAUGACGGAAAUGGUUUUCAAUCAAGUACACUGGCUAAAUACACAAGUCCAUAAACCAAACACCCUUGAUAAGGAGAAUCUGUUUCAAUGGUAUUCACAAUUUCAAAAUACAUAAACACAGGUAGUAAAAAAUCUGAAUAUCGUAUUGCAGAAGACCACUGAACUCUACCAACCAGUGGAUGAGGAUCAGUCAUUAUUCAUAUACAUAUACUGUAUAUACAUGUAUAGUAUGUAUAGUAUAUAUAUUCAUGUAUAUAGUUAUCUGCAUGUGUAAAAAGAUUGAAAAUGAAAAAAAAAAAAAAAAACAGACAUAGAAAAACCUAUGUCCUCUCCUAUACAUGAUUUUGUGCCUAUGAUGAAAGCUAUUUUCACUUUCUUAUCACUUUGCAUCCACACAGCAGUGUUAUCUUAAUAGGGAUGGAUGAUAUGGUAGAAAACAAGAUUGUGAUAAUUAAUUUAAAAAAUGUUUAUCACAGUAUGUUUUGUAUGCUCAUCCCAGACUUAAAAGUCAAAACUGAGCAGUGCAUUUUUAUUUUAAUCAGCACUGUAGCCACCAGCAUUUAAGUCAUGAUAUAGAGUAUAUUCAGGAUAGGAUUCCACUCAAAAAUAAUCGACAUUAUAUUAAGUUUGCCAUAAUACUCUGAGAUACUCUCAUCUUUAAUUAUCAAACGUAACAUGAACCAAAACUACAAAUGUAUGCUAGUUUUGAUUGCUGUCACUAGUCUGAUCAGACAUUGGUAAUGGCAUUCUAACUCAAAAGUUAAUGAUAAAAUACUCUGUUCAAACAUAUGAUAGGUUCUUUCGUAAAUAGGUGCCUAAAACAUUGGCACAAUCUACUCACAAGCAGGAUGCUGGAUACAUUCUUAGGAGAAGUGGACUCCCAAAACACAGGUAUAAAUAUAUUAAUAAGGCGCAGGUUAAGUCAGGUAUUCUAAUAUGCUUAUGUUCAUUGAAAAAAAUAAAAUAAAAUAUUAUGUAAAUAUGCUGCUAAGAUCUAAACCAGUAGAGGCCAGACAACUGAAUCACUACAAGAGACCUCUGGGGCAUUAUGGGUGCGAGGUCACAUUAGAUACCACCCUGCACAGACCAAGCUCAAAGGUGCAACACUGUAAACUCAACCCAACACUGAAAGAGAGGCAUAUAAAAAAAAAAAAAA